GCCACUUUUGUCCCUGUGCAAUCUGAUUGGACGACAAAGGGCUCAGAAAAACAGCUUACGCCAUAUUUGCAGUUCAACAUCGAGACCUCCUACGUGCGAAAAUGUCCAAAUAAUGUCUCAAACGGGGGCUAUGGAAGACGUGGCGGCGGCGGACGGUGCCGGAGGCAAGUCGAGUUCCAGUGCUGCCGGCCUCCGAAGUCGACCGGGCUCCAGCGAAAGGGACGCUCUGGUGCGGGCGGUCAAAGCGGCGCUGCAGUCCCGGCUAGGGCCCUACGAGCCGCUGCUCACCUACCUGCAGUCGAUGCUGGUGUGGGAGAGACCCUUCCAAUGUCUGCUGCUCUACGUGCUGGUCAACGUUGUGUUCUGGUUCUUUGCGCUGACGACUCUGCGUCUGUUGUUUCUGCUGUCGUGCGGCCUGGCCGCCCUUGUCUGCGUGGACGUGUGGAUGAACAAGAUCUGGCCCAAGCUCAGAGUCAGAAACCAGGAUGAAUGUGAAAGUGAAAGUUGGGGCCUGGUGCAGCCCGGCAUCCUCAGCGUACCCGAGUUGUGCCACCACGUCGCCGAGGCUUGGGUCAGCGCCGUCGUCGUUGCGUCCAACCUGGCGCACUUCAAACGAUUCAACCCCGGCAGGUUUUGCAUCCUGACCUGCUGCCUCUUCUCCUCGUUGGCCGUGAUUGGACGGUACAUUCCGGGGUUGGUGCUCUCCUACUCGGCUGUGUUGGUGAUGCUCCUGGCCCCUCUGGCGGCGUACCACAGGGUUUUCCAGCACGUGUUUGUGAAGCUGGAGCCAGUCCUGCAGCGGCUGGACUUCAGCGUUUGCGGAUACAUGAUGUCCAAGCCGCUCGACAACCAGUUCCUGCGCAUGCCUCUACAUGGCGUUAUCUCGGGUGAAGGCAGCGACAGCGAUGAGGAACUGGCAGCCUUCUGUCCUACGUUUGACGACAUCGUCACGGCAAAGGAACUCGCUCUCACCGACUCGGAGCACUCCGAUGCUGAGGUUUCCUACACUGACAAUGGCACGUUUAAUCUAUCCCGGGGCCAGACGCCGCUGACCGAGGGCUCCGAGGAACUGGAGAGACACAGCGACGCCGAGGAAUCUUUUGCUCAGGAUCUCCCAGAUUUCCCUUCCAUCAACCCAGAUGCCACCCUAAUGGACGAUGACGAUGACACCAGCAUUGGACUCCCCAGCCUGGCUCUUUCCGGACUGCAGAGUCACCGCGCCUCCGUACUGGACGUGGACGCUCACCUGGACUCGGACCAGGAAGACCUCGACGCCGAAAUGUCCCUCAGUGGCCUGCCGCCCGCCUCCGACUUCAUGGGCGACCUGGCGGGCGACAUCGCUAGCAACAUGAUCCGGGCGGCGCUGAGCGGCGCCAUGCAACCUCGCCGACCGUCCGCCCAACACAGGCAAGCUCCCCCCAAGGCGGGCGCCCACCGUAGCUACCGCAAGCAGUCCAGCUCGGAGCUGGAUACGGACUUUGACGUGGAGGACUUUGAGAUGCUGGAUCAGUCAGAACUUAGCCAGAUGGACCCCGUCGGAGAAGGGCAACGUAGAGAGAGUCAGGGCUCCAACUUUCUGUCCAGCCUGCUCGGUAAACCACAGUAACAAAAAACAAGCAAACCAAAAAAAAAAGUUACAAAACAUUUAAUGAGAUUUGGAGUCUUAAGGAUAAGAGCAAAAUAUAUGUUCAUGUUCAAUCCCAGCCCCAUGUGGUCAAUAUCACUUUUGGCACUGUGAAUAUGUCACGGAAGACUCAGUUGGAUUGGUUUGAUAAUGAAUCAUCGGCUUUUUAUUUCUUAUUUUGGGCGGGGGAACCAUGUCAUAACUCUUUACAGGGUGUGAGUUGCUGCAUUCAAAAUGCUGUCAUUCAAAUGUCGCCCUCUUUCCCACAGAGGGCUGGACAAGAAGAGGGCUAUCUAACAAACACGGGACCAAAUCCAGCAUUCCCAUUUGAGCCAUCCGUGUUGCUUUCCCAGAAGCGUGUUUAUUCACAAGUUACCAGAGUUGUGCUGCUGUUGCUUUUUGCCCUUAAGUUCUCCGCGGUUGUCCAAAGUUGCACAUCUCUAUCCAGAAGACAAUCUCAUUUUGACAUUAGAAAGUGCAUGAGAUAUUUUAAAUUUUAUUUCUAUCCUCCAACCAAUUGAAAAUGGCAAAUAUUGUACCCCAAUGCUUUUGCUACUUUUGUGCGAUUUUCUUUUUUGCUGCGUGAACAAAUUCAGGAUGUGUCUCACGCCCUAUAAAUCACAAUGUUGAAACAUCUCGAUGUAAGUGAAAGUCAUCUUCAACUUUUCUUUUUUGUCAAGAAAUAUACAAACAACAGUUUAUAGAGUUGCACUUGGUUUACUUUAAGUAAACCAUGACAGUAUUUUAGUUUGUAAAAGUGGCCCAUGAAUCUUGCUAGUAUGCUGUGACUUUACGAUGAAAAUAUGACUUGGUUAUCCAUACUGUAAGUGAGCCACAGUGAAGUUUUUAUCUGAAUUCUAGACUUUUAGCGUGUGAUUUUAAGAAAAUCACAUAAGCUGCACAAUAAAACAGCUGGAUUCACUUUACAAACAACAAUUGACAGUCUGCUGACUUGUGCAUUUUCUUCUCUGCAAUAGUUAUGUUUUGAUGUGCAAAUUAUAUUGAAUAAACUUUUCAACUAAA
This is a messenger RNA of Hippocampus zosterae (dwarf seahorse), 2647 nucleotides long. RefSeq names its product reticulophagy regulator family member 3 (gene retreg3). Lineage: Eukaryota; Metazoa; Chordata; Actinopteri; Syngnathiformes; Syngnathidae. The record is from RefSeq and is a predicted model, not a curated record. The transcript has 10 exons. Bases 113 to 1606 code for a protein of 497 amino acids. Gene Ontology annotation, biological process: reticulophagy.